GAUUUUGCACGCUAGGGGGCAGAACUACGUGGUUUAGCAAGAUGUCCGGAGGAAUCGUUUCGUCAAGAGCACCAACGCCAAGAACAGGCCAUGUAGCAAUUGCAUAUGAUCACUACAUGUUCGUUUGGGGUGGCUACCAAAAUGAACUCACGGAAAGAUACUUAUCACCAGAUGAACUGUGGAUAUAUGAUUCUUACUUGGAUAGCUGGCAAUUGAGAAUCCUAGAACCAGAAGAAGACACUUCAAUUAACUGCCCGCCAGGUACAUCUGGAGCAUCAGCUGUGUUAAAAGGAGAUGCAGUAUACUUGUUUGGUGGCCACUGUUAUGCUGGAAACACAAAUGAACUGUAUAGACUUAAUCUUCAGGAAUUUUGCUGGGAGUAUGUCCAUUCAUACAGUUUAAAGCCAAGCCCAAGAGAUAAAUUAUCUAUGUGGGAGUAUGGAAACAGCUUGUAUGUGUUUGGUGGCUUUGGUCCUCCUCUAGAAGGUUAUCUAAAGGAACAUGGAAUCUGGAUUCCAGAUGAAUCCUCAUCUUCCUACAGAGGUUGGAACAACCAACUACUGGUUUUCGACCUGAAAACACGAAUGUGGUCAAAUCCUAAAUGUAGUGGUCCAGUGCCAUCACCAAGAGCAGCUCACGCUGCUACAAGAGUGGGGAACAAAGUGUAUUUGUUUGGAGGAAGGCACUGUAGUCAGAGACUGAAUGAUUUGCAUUGCCUUAAUUUAGACACAAUGACUUGGUCAGGAAGCCUCCAUACUGGUGGUAGUAUUCCAGUUGGGAGAUCCUGGCACACUUUUAGUGCUGUUUCCAGUACUGAAAUAUUCCUGUAUGGUGGAUUCACCCAGGAUAAUGAUACCUUAUGUGAUGGAUGGGUACUAAAUGUGGACAAACUAAUGUGGCAGCAGCUAAAUUUUACAAAAAAAGAAAGACGUUUAUGGCAUUCAACAUGUGUUACAAAUCAGAACGAUGUCCUGAUUUUUGGAGGAUGCUGUAACAAUAUUCUGAGUGAUGAUGAACCUAGUUUGUUAACAAAUAGCUUGCUGGUAUUCAGGCUCACACCUAAGUCCCUUUUUAGACUUUCACUUGAUGCCACAUUCAAAUACAGGGCACAGUUGUAUUGUGAAUGGACCUCUUUGCCAAAACCAAUAUUUGAACUGCUUGAGGCGAAAGCAAGUGCCAAAGAUGACUCUACACAAAAAUAUGACAGACAGCAGGGACAUGGUGUCUGUGUCUUAUCUUGACCACCUGGUACUUGCAGCAGCCUCUACUGGAGAAAUAAAUCUUUGAAAGUCCUUCUGAAAGUGUGUGAAAGUUGUUGAUAUUUGAGUUAAAACCAUUUUGAUGAGAGAGUUUUCUAUCUGGAUCACACAAAUAAGAUUUACUGUGUAUUAAGAUGAUGGAUUGAAACAAUUUGCAUACAUGUUUGUUUGUUAAUACUAUUAUUACUAACCAUUAUUUAAGACUGUGAUUAAAGCAAGAAGAAAAAAUAGAAGUGCAGUAUACUUCAGUAGUGAGAGACUUGUUUGUGGGAAUAUGUAACCAGUGAAAUAGAAAAGCACCCUUUUAGAGUCACUGUUGUAACUUCAUACAACAUAUAAUGUACAUGAACAAUACGUAAUACUAUGUAAAAAAUGAAACAUUUACAUUUGUUAAAUGCUUGGCAUGAUGUACAUGUAAAUCUUGUAUAAUAUACACUAGUGUUGAAAUAUCUGUACAACACUGGUAUUAAAUAAAAUGUAAUUAUCAGAACAAAAUUGUGAACUAAAUAGUUGGUAAGAAACUAUGAAAGACGUACUGAGUAAUCACAAUAACUGCUGAAAAGUCAACCAUGUUUGUGGAUUCACAUUAAGAUGCCAGUCUAAACUAGUCAAAGUCAAGAACAAUGUUUUAGUCAUCUACUUUCUACUGUACAUGUAGUCAUGUAAAUCAAUAAAUGGGUUUACAUUC
Messenger RNA from Lingula anatina, 1947 nucleotides. Its product is annotated as kelch domain-containing protein 2. Lineage: Eukaryota; Metazoa; Brachiopoda; Lingulata; Lingulida; Lingulidae. Gene Ontology annotation, molecular function: protein binding. The record is from RefSeq and is a predicted model, not a curated record.